AGCGCACUUAAUAUUGUGUAAAUUGCCGGAUGGAUGACAAUUAAACCAAUUCAUAUCAACGCGGCAGGAACCGGAGAAAACCAGACGAUAUCGGGAAGCCGGCGGUUUCUGUUCUCUUCUGCGACUGACCUCAUCGACCCCUCUCCCAUGAUAUAACCUGGAAUUCAUCGCUCCGACAAGACCUGCUGUCCCUUUUCCCCUCUUUUCUCUCUCUUUCUCACUCUUCGUGCGAUUCAAGUCCCUCAUUCCAUUCCGUCUGGUAUACCGCAAUCAUGUCUUUCAUCCUGGACGAGGCCAACCGCAUUGCGCACCUGUUCGACUACCCCGCCGAGCAGGUCCAUCGAGGGGUCGCUGAAUACAUCCGCCAGAUGGGUGAAGGGCUGACUCAAGAAAACACGACCCUGAGCCAGAUCCCUACCUUUGUGACAUCCGUGCCAAAUGGUACUGAAAAGGGCCUCUAUCUAGCUGUCGACCUCGGUGGCACCAAUUUCCGUGUGUGCUCAAUUGACCUCCAUGGCGAUACUACAUUCUCCGUCACGCAGUCCAAGAUCAUGGUUCCUGGCGAGUUGAUGUCGGCAGAAAACUCAAAGGAGCUCUUCGUGUUCUUGGCCCGGCAGAUCGAAGCCUUCCUACGCAUUCACCACAAUGAGCACUUCGAAACACACCUCCAGCGUCGUCGCGAUGGCACUGCUACACAAGAAAUGUUCGAUCUUGGUUUCACGUUUAGUUUCCCCGUGCGCCAGUCGGGCAUCAACAAGGGCACUCUCAUCCGAUGGACAAAAGGCUACAACAUUCCCGAUGCUGUGGGCCAGGAUGUCUGCGCGCUGUUGCAGUCGGCAAUUGAUGAACUAGAACUACCGGUCCGUGUCGCUGCGCUUGUCAAUGACACCGUCGGAACUCUCAUGGCCCGGUCCUACACUUCGCCUGGGAAAACACGGACGUUGAUCGGAGCCAUUUUCGGCACAGGAACCAACGGGGCUUAUUUGGAGAAGCUUGACCGGGUCACUAAGCUGGAGAAUGGCGAAUAUGGCAAAUACGACAAGUCGACGGGCGAGAUGCUUAUCAACACUGAAUGGGGAAGUUUCGACAAUCACUUGAGCGUGUUGCCCAGCACCAUCUACGACCAGCAGGUAGACGCAGACAGCAACAACCCAGGGAUUCAGAUGUUUGAAAAGCGUGUCUCGGGCAUGUUCUUGGGCGAGGUCCUGCGUCGGGUCCUGGUGGAAAUGCACCACAACCCAUCGGUCAACUUGUUCAAACCUAACGAGACCUCUAACGUCAUUACUCCUGACGAUUCACCCCUCUUCAAGCAAUGGGGCAUCGAUACCAGUCUUUUGAGCUUGGUAGAGACAGACAAGAGUGCAAACCGGGAGCACGCCAAGAAGGCGUUGAAAGACCACUUGAAGAUCGAAAAGGCCAGCAUCACAGAGUGCAAGGCUGUCCAGGUCAUUGGACGCGCUAUUGCUACGCGCGCUGCCCGCCUGGGUGCCGUGCCUCUUGCUGCCAUUGCCGUCUCCACCGGGAGACUGCAGACCGACGAGAUGAUCGACGUCGGUGUUGACGGAAGUCUCAUCGAGUUCUACCCCAACUUCGAGGGACACAUUCGUGAGGCAUUGAAGCAAGUCCAUGACGUGGGUCCUGAGGGUGAGAAGAAGAUUCGGAUUGGCAUCUCCAAGGAUGGCAGCGGAGUUGGUGCUGCAUUGAUUGCUUUGGUUGCCGGUCGUGAAGUCGAAGCGAUGAAAUAUCAAUGAAUGCUUCGCCGCCACCAGCCGCUACCUUACAGCAUUGCCACGGCCUUCUUUGAAGUCUAAUACUCUCGUUGUCCUUCAAAACAUAAUGCUCGUCAUGUUUGACGGCCAUCACCCCCGCCGAGUAGGUGCGGGACGAGGUAUAUCAGUAUCAUCCCCGGAGUUGUACAUUUAUUCCAUGUUGGCAUAGCAUUAUUCGGGAUAUCCUAUAGGCGCGAUGGAUUGUUUUUACUAUGGAGUCUAUUGUUUUGCUAUGAUACUUGAGCAUAUAAACAUCGAAUUAGACCAAUGAUGAAACUAUUGAUCUAACAAGAUCCACCUU
This is a messenger RNA of Aspergillus glaucus CBS 516.65, 2070 nucleotides long. RefSeq names its product glucokinase glkA (gene glkA). Lineage: Eukaryota; Fungi; Ascomycota; Eurotiomycetes; Eurotiales; Aspergillaceae. Gene Ontology annotation, biological process: glucose 6-phosphate metabolic process; glycolytic process; intracellular glucose homeostasis. The record is from RefSeq and is a predicted model, not a curated record. The transcript has 2 exons. Bases 273 to 1751 code for a protein of 492 amino acids. Gene Ontology annotation, cellular component: mitochondrion; cytosol. Gene Ontology annotation, molecular function: ATP binding; mannokinase activity; glucokinase activity.